Gopherus flavomarginatus (Mexican gopher tortoise) is the source of this 2729-nucleotide messenger RNA. RefSeq names its product solute carrier family 25 member 38 (gene SLC25A38). Gene Ontology annotation, cellular component: mitochondrial inner membrane; mitochondrion. Lineage: Eukaryota; Metazoa; Chordata; Testudines; Testudinidae. Bases 649 to 1635 code for a protein of 328 amino acids. The record is from RefSeq and is a predicted model, not a curated record. Gene Ontology annotation, biological process: glycine import into mitochondrion. Gene Ontology annotation, molecular function: glycine transmembrane transporter activity. The transcript is spliced from 7 exons.
CCAAUGAAAUGUCUUGCUGAGGCUGCAUGGCACAUGGGGAGGCUUUGAAGCAUGCUGACAACGUAUUGGGGAUUGCAAGGUAUAGCAUGGAUGGGAAUGCAGCGUAGGGGAAGGGUGUGCUGUUAAUCUAGUGUCAGUGUAUGGGGAGGAUUGCGUGGUACUGCAUGAUGCACGGGACAGUGCACUAGGAGAUCAGGGGGAGGCUGCAUGGUACAGGCUGGAGGGUAACGCAGCACACACAGACGGGUGCGGGGGUGGUGACUGGUGCCAGUGCAGUGCAUUGUGGGAUUGCAGGAGCAGGGGAGGAUGCGGGAGGUUUAAGGAUUGUCGCAGCGUGUAUGGGGGGGUGCGGGGCGCUACAGGCUGCUCUGAGCCGCAGGACAGAACGCAGCCCGGCCCGGAGCGAGCCUGGUAUGUAGCAGGGGCCGCCUCUCCCUCUCAGAGCGGGAGGGAAAGAGUUAACAGAACUCUGGGUCCCUCCCCUCUCCUGAUUGGCUGGAGCUCUCCUACCGUGAUUGGCUGGCUUCAGAGGGGUGCCUCUGACAUCACUGCCUUUGCCGGCCGCUGCCGUAAAUGUCCGGGCAGGCCCGCAAGUAGCAAUGAGGAGAGUGAUUGGUGUGGCUGCGGGCGGAGCUUGUGAAGUUACCGAUGCCCCAGGCCUGCGAUCCCAGCCCCUCUCCCAAGCUCAGCAGGGCUGGGCGGGGCCGGGACGUGGAUGGGGGACCCCAGAUCCCUGCUGUGACCUUCUGUCAGGCCCAGCCGGGCGUGUUCCUGUCCUGGCUAAGCGGAAUGCAGCCAGUGCUAAAGGCCUUUGUGUGUGGUUCCAUCAGUGGGACCUGCUCCACCCUUCUCUUCCAGCCCCUAGAUCUGCUUAAAACCCGGCUGCAGACCCUGCAGCCUUCCGUCAAUGGGUCAGGUCAUGUUGGGAUGGUAGCUUUGUUCAUUAGGGUUGUUCGCACUGAAAGCCUCCUAGGGCUCUGGAAAGGGGUCUCACCAUCCUUUGCAAGAUGCAUCCCUGGGGUCGGGAUUUACUUCAGCACCUUGUACAAGAUGAAGCAGUACUUUCUCUCAGACCGCUCCCCCACAGCCCUAGAGUCUGUCUUUCUGGGUGUUAGUUCCCGUAUAGUAGCAGCGGUUUGCAUGUUGCCCAUAACCGUGGUGAAGACAAGAUAUGAGAGUGGGAAGUAUGGCUAUGAGAGUGUGUAUGGAGCCUUGAGGAAUAUCUAUCGGACAGAAGGGGCCCGGGGCUUGUUCUGUGGGCUGACUGCAACGCUCCUGCGUGAUGCACCCUUUUCCGGCAUCUAUUUGAUGUUCUACACCCAGACCAAAAAAGUUAUACCUCAGGACCAGUUUGAUCCAGCACUCACCCCCUUAGUGAACUUCAGCUGUGGAAUCUUUGCUGGAAUCAUGGCUUCAUUGGCGACACAGCCUGCUGAUGUAAUCAAAACCCACAUGCAGCUGACACCUGAAAAGUACUGCUGGACGGGGCAGGCCAUUGCCUUAAUCUUCAAGGACUAUGGACUGGCUGGCUUUUUCCGUGGCGGCGUCCCCCGUGCCCUGCGGCGCACUCUGAUGGCAGCGAUGGCAUGGACUUUAUAUGAGCAGAUGAUGGCAAAAAUGGGGCUGAAAUCCUGAAGGACUUGUAGUGGAGGAGACUAGGCUAAGCCCUUCUCCUGCUCACCUAGAUCAGCUGGUGAGAUGUGAUUUCCCAGUUCUGUGCGGGUGGAUCUUUGUUCCACCAUGGUAGAGCGAUAACGAUUUCUGAUCCAGGGGACUAGGCUGCAAAACAUGCCCUCUCUGGCACAAAUGCAAGUAGCAGAGAGAAGGUUUUGACCUUGCAUCUGCAGAGUAAAGCAUCCCAGGAGGACCGUAUCAUUCAACUUCCUUGGAAGAUGGGAGGGUUUCAGUGUCCUACGAAGUACAUGGUUACGGUAAAGACCGUUGAAAGAAACCCCUUCAGAAUAGUCCUAUGUGCCCUGAGAAGCCUUUGCACAGAAGCCAGCUGAGGCAUUUGGGGAAGAAGUGAUUGGACUUGUACUACAGAACUCUGCAGCUUUCUACCCUGGUGGCAUGGGAUCGUAGACUGGGCACACCAUGUGCCAUCUGACACUCGUCCUGUUAUCUGUCAGUGUAUUUUGCUUCUGCACCCACGGGGAAGGCAUAGAGGAGAAUGCUACGAGGGGCACCGUGUAACCAUUUGUUUCAGAGUUUGCUUAAUGUAUUAAUACAUGUAUUAGAGUGAGAAAGGGGGAAAUGUAUCUGAAAGGAAUGCUGGGAAAUGCAGUUUUACCAUACCUUGCACAGUAGCUUUGAUGUUGGCUAUCAUAGCUGGGAACCUAACUGACAUCUCUUUUGUGGCUUGCAGCAAAGGCCUUUACACCUCUUCCCUUGUGCUUUAGAUUGUAUUUCCCACAGCAUGACCCAGUGUCUUGGAAGAAGACAUUUUCCACUGGCUUUAUUCUUUGUCUGUAGGCAUUUGUUAUGACUACCAUGGCAGGGCAAAAGCACUGACUGGCUUGAAAUAUGACUUAGCUAAGAGAGAUGGAAGGCCAGAAAAAGGACUUGAGAAAUGGAGUGUCUUUUUUUUUUUUUGAGAAACUCCAUUUGCAGCCUUUCUGUACCAGCUGUUUUUCUUGCACUGUUUAAAUUGAGCUGCAGCUUUGGACCAUUAUCCAGGUUUAACUCCAGUGGAUGCAAAUGCGUCUGUAAUAAAACAUACCAUGCAAGAA